AUGAGACAAUGGUUGAUGUUAGUGUUGUUGGUUAUGUCGUGUGUUGUCUGGGUGAUGGACGUAUUCACAUUGCUUCCAGAUAACACUAGCGGAGCCGUCACAGUGCAGGAGUGUAGAGCAAAUAAUCGCGCACUACCUCUAUUUGCUCCGAUCGGUGCCGUUGCAAUUGUUCACAUUAGUUUCAAAACACCGAAAUUUUGUCUCUGCUUUGGUAAUUAA
Messenger RNA from Heterostelium album PN500, 219 nucleotides. RefSeq lists its product as uncharacterized. Lineage: Eukaryota; Evosea; Eumycetozoa; Acytosteliales; Acytosteliaceae. The transcript has 4 exons. The coding region runs from base 1 to 219 and encodes 72 amino acids. The record is from RefSeq and is a predicted model, not a curated record.